Molecule: messenger RNA, 708 nt
Organism: Tricharina praecox
Lineage: Eukaryota; Fungi; Ascomycota; Pezizomycetes; Pezizales; Pyronemataceae
Exons: 4
Coding region: 1-708 (235 amino acids)
Source: RefSeq, a predicted model, not a curated record
AUGGGAACCGAUGACUCGCGAUUUUGGUCCUCAAGGGUGCCCGACUGUUCCCACCCGCUUCAAAAAGAAUACUCUUUAUUCGCUCCUUUUCCCGCCGUCCGACUGGUCUCCUCGGGGAAUUCAACCCUCCGGUGUGAGUUUCCGAGGUGCAGCUGGGCCAAACCAACUUCGACGUGGCAUAUCCGGGCAGAUGUACAUCAAAUAUCGGGUGUCCGGAGAAAUCGGUUCUGGAUCAUGCAUACCUUCGAGUCCACGGCAGUCUUCGUCACGGCAACACGGCCGCCACAAAUCCACCCGUCGAUUGCGAUAAAGACGCUUUCGUCCUCCCCACUAGCAGCCAGCAGGCACGCACCCGGUAACAUCAGCGAUGACGACAAUGUACGAUACCAUCUCGAUCAUGGCAAUGAAGAACACACCAUCCUUACAAGUGAUGCCUCGAGGUCUCGUUCUUCAACCGAAGACGACAGUGAACUCCUGCACUCACCUGAAGGAAAUGAGGACCAUACCAACGUCUCGGGUCUGGACGGCAUGGCUGCCCUUCGUACGGAUACAAGCAGCAUAUCACACGCUGUUCUCGAUGCUCGCUGGCCCGACCAAAUACCGAUCACCCGCUCGUCUCAAUCCACCGAUUUCCCGAACAUCGGCAUUUUUGUGGAGGGAUCCUCCAGACCAGAAAGUGUAUAUUCAAAAAUUAGUCGGGAGAAUUGA